Messenger RNA from Phytophthora nicotianae INRA-310, 1080 nucleotides. RefSeq lists its product as hypothetical. The transcript has a single exon. Gene Ontology annotation, biological process: lipid metabolic process. Bases 1 to 1080 code for a protein of 359 amino acids. The record is from RefSeq and is a predicted model, not a curated record. Lineage: Eukaryota; Oomycota; Peronosporomycetes; Peronosporales; Peronosporaceae. Gene Ontology annotation, molecular function: oxidoreductase activity, acting on paired donors, with oxidation of a pair of donors resulting in the reduction of molecular oxygen to two molecules of water.
AUGCACCUCCACCUCCUGCGCACCAACGGACGAAAUGAAGAGCAGAGCCCCGGAAUCUCAUUGUCCAUUUUCCAUCUCGGAGCGCACUUGAAGCACCAUCAACCAACAGAAGCAGUAACUAUGGCAAGCUGGGCGGAAAACUAUCGCAAUGCCAAUUGGCCGAUGAUCUACUACAUCACGCUGGUGCACAUCGGCGCCGUCGUAGGCGCUACGUGUCUGCCAGAAUGCAAAACACAGACGUACUGGUGGCUCUUUGGACUGUACGUGCUCAACGGUUUGGGUAUCACCAUGGGCGCGCAUCGCCUGUGGGCACACCGCAGCUACAAGGCCUGUGGCCUCGUCCGCUUCCUUCUCAUGCUGUGCAACUCCAUGGCUAACCAGGGCACCAUCUUCCACUGGAGUCGUGACCACCGCGUGCACCACAAGUACUCGGACACAAGCGCCGAUCCACACAACUCUGGUCGUGGCUUCUUCUUCGCCCACAUGGGUUGGCUGCUGGUCAAGAAGGACCCCAAGGUGGUCAAGGCCGGCGAAGGGCUUAACUACGAUGACCUGUGGGCCGACUGGACCGUCGUGCUGCAGGAGAAGCUCAACCCGUGGGGCAACCUCUUCAUGUGCUUCGUAUUCCCCAUGAUGGUGACCACGCACUUUGCCGGUGAGAACUGGUUCAACGCUCUCUUUGUAUGUGGUUUCCUACGCUAUGUGCUCGACCUGCAUGCGACGUGGCUGGUCAACAGCGCCACGCACUUCUACGGCUCAGCUGAGUACGACGACACUAUCUGUCCGCGCGACAACUGGUUCGUGUCCGUCUUGGCACUGGGUGAAGGCUGGCACAACUGGCACCACAAGUUUCCGUACGACUACUCCACAGGCGAGGGCGAGUUCCUGCAGUUCAACCCCACCAAGCUCAUCAUCGACAUCUGCGCGCUCUUCGGUCUCAUCACGGAGCGCAAGCGCGCCACGGCCAUCUGGCACCGUAUGCGCGAUGCGCGUACCAAGGGGAAAUUAGCGGACGUCGUGGAUCCGGAAGGCGACGAGCCGCUCAAGGCCUUCGCAGAACUCAAGUCGAAGAUGCUGUAG